AUGUUGCUAUCGUUGUUUGACUCAUGGCCAUCUAAUGCGGACCUUUCCUUAAGCCAGUUGUCAGCGAAAUUGGUCACACUGUUUUUCCUGGUAUCCUGUAAGAGUAUUUUGGAUGUUCGUGCCUUGGUCGAUGCUCGUUCCUUCCCCGCAGAUGGAGUGACUUAUAUAUAUCCAGAUGCACGAAUACUCGGAUUAGGUCGGUUUCUUACCCGGCUUUCACUUCGGCUUCAGCGUUGUGCCCAGUGGCCUGUCUAUGAGUAUAUGAAGUUUGCACUGAGCCGCAUCGGUCACCAUCUCCUCCUCAUCUGUUUCUAUCCUUUUGUCCUCCCUUUACUAGUGACUAGUACUACUAUGGCCCAUUGGGUGAAAUGA
Molecule: messenger RNA, 372 nt
Organism: Pelobates cultripes (western spadefoot toad)
Lineage: Eukaryota; Metazoa; Chordata; Amphibia; Anura; Pelobatidae
Source: the annotation of a GenBank genome assembly